AACGUAAACAACCUAACAUUUUGUGUGUGGUGGCAUCGUCGUGAGGACGCGAUUCACUUUGGCGAAUUUAGUACCAGAGCAGUUUUGGCGGUUUUACACUUGGUAUCACUGUAUCAUCCAACAAUUAUACCUCCUCUAUCUGUUCACGCAGGAGACUGGAGUAGUAUUCGCAAGUUCGGACAGGGUGCGAAGAUAUUAGGGUGGUGGAGCUUACGAUGGCACUUGUAAAGACUGAGCUCUCGAAGGAACUCGUUGUGAACGUCUUGCAGCAAGAGGACGGGAAGGAAGGCGAAACCGUGCAAAUACGGAUCGAAUCUAACACCAUGGGGAGCGAAGUCGAUCUGGAAGAAGAAAAUCCAACUGUAGAUGAAGUUGAAGAAGUUCAUGAGAACGUAGUGAUGGCAGAUAUGGCUUACGACGAGCGCUUUUCGGAAAUCGAAGAAGUAAAGCCUGCGCCAACUCAGUCGCGCUAUCACAAGUACCGACAGCGCUGGAGAAACAGUUGGCUGGAAAUCCAAGAGUUCCAAGGAUGGCUCACCAGGAACGAGCAAACUCGCAAUGCUCAUUGUCUGAUGUGUAAGAGAGACAUUAGGGGCUCCUUGACGAUGAUCCGUCGACAUGCCCAGACAGGGAAGCACGUGGACAACGUCACGAAUUACGGAGCGGUGGUUGUGCGACAGACCGCGAAGAUGGCACCCCAAAAUUACAGGUACGUUGCGGACGGCAACGUAGCGAGCAGUCACGGCGAACAGGUCAUUCUAGUUUCUCCGAUGGAAGGGGGCCAAACCGGGACUGUCUUCGUGAACCAGGAAGAUACUAAUGUUGACGGAGAGGCGUUCAAUGGAGUCAUCGGGGAAGAUGAGUACGCGCCCGUGGAUUCAGGAGAGGUCUACGCGACAAUACAAAGGACAGAACGUUUCUCUGCGAGCCACCGGUUGCAUUCCUCAGAACUGAGUGCAUUCAAAAACCAGGAAAUUUACGGGAAAUGUAACCACAUAAAUGGCCACGGUCAUAAUUAUAAGAUGAUCGUUGCCUUGACCGGCCCUAUAGACAAAACCACUGGCAUGGUGAUGAACUUGGCCGAGUUGAAACGUGUCAUCCAGUCCAACGUACUCGAUCUCGUGGAUCAUAAAAACCUUGAUCAAGACGUACCCUAUUUCCGAAACGUAGUCAGUACUGUCGAAAACAUAGCCGUUUUCGUGUGGCGUCAAUUGAGGCCCGUAAUCGACCAGAAGCUCCACAUCCGAGUCACUGUGCAUGAAACCGACAAAAACACAGCAACGUUCCCAGCGACUAUAUAG
Messenger RNA from Galendromus occidentalis (western predatory mite), 1301 nucleotides. RefSeq lists its product as uncharacterized. Gene Ontology annotation, cellular component: mitochondrion. NCBI's taxonomy places the organism in Eukaryota, Metazoa, Arthropoda, Arachnida, Mesostigmata, Phytoseiidae. The record is from RefSeq and is a predicted model, not a curated record. The transcript has 8 exons. The coding region runs from base 216 to 1301 and encodes 361 amino acids. Gene Ontology annotation, biological process: tetrahydrobiopterin biosynthetic process. Gene Ontology annotation, molecular function: 6-pyruvoyltetrahydropterin synthase activity.